Trypanosoma brucei brucei TREU927 is the source of this 501-nucleotide messenger RNA. RefSeq lists its product as hypothetical. The coding region runs from base 1 to 501 and encodes 166 amino acids. NCBI's taxonomy places the organism in Eukaryota, Euglenozoa, Kinetoplastea, Trypanosomatida, Trypanosomatidae. The transcript has a single exon. The record is from RefSeq and is a predicted model, not a curated record.
AUGCCACCCAAAAAGAAGGUGGAGAGGAAGGAGGAGCAGGUUUUCGUUGAAGAAAAUGGGAGUUACGUACAUCAGCGGGAAAUGGCACGCUACACGGGUGGUGUGCGACGACUUACCGACAGUAAUUUCUGUUGCCGCCACGGACAAGGAACGUACAGUAGUCCUCUUAUUCACUACGAAGGUAACUGGUCUGAAGAUGAAAUGCAUGGCAAUGGUACACUCCGAUUUCUUGUCAGUGGUGACUCCUACACGGGGCAGUUUGUGCACGGCGUGAUGGAAGGCUGCGGGACAUACAUAUGGGCCUCCGGUGCAAUGUACGAUGGUGGUUGGCGUGGUAACCGUAUGCAUGGACUUGGGACAUAUACUGAUGUUGGAGGGAAAGUAUGGAGUGGGAAAUUUUAUAACGGCAGCGGCCCGGGGCUCACCCCAUGCGUAACAACAGGUGGUGGUGUUGCCGCUGCUGACAAGAGAGAUGUACUGAAGGAUGAAAAAGAGGGUUAG